Messenger RNA from Quercus lobata, 1689 nucleotides. RefSeq names its product transcription factor MYB111-like. The record is from RefSeq and is a predicted model, not a curated record. The transcript has 3 exons. The coding region runs from base 22 to 1302 and encodes 426 amino acids. NCBI's taxonomy places the organism in Eukaryota, Viridiplantae, Streptophyta, Magnoliopsida, Fagales, Fagaceae.
CAAAAUUUAGUCACCGCUCAUAUGUCUAUAUCACCAGCUUCUCUCUCUUCCUCUCUUCCUAUAAACUUCACAGACUAUAAUCCAGUAGAGAGCUCUCUAUAUUUCUCAUUCUCUCUCGAGUCUACAGAAAUGGGAAGAGCACCAUGUUGCGAAAAAGUGGGAUUGAAGAAAGGAAGAUGGACUGUCCAAGAAGAUGAAAUCUUGACCAACUACAUUCAAGCCAAUGGUGAAGGCUCUUGGAGGACUUUGCCCAAGAAUGCAGGUUUGUUAAGGUGUGGGAAAAGCUGCAGACUAAGGUGGAUAAAUUAUCUGAGGGCAGACUUGAAGAGAGGGAACAUCACACCUGAAGAGGAAGAAACCAUUGUGAAGUUGCACACUGUAUUGGGAAAUAGAUGGUCUUUGAUAGCUGGAAAUUUACCUGGACGAACAGAUAAUGAGAUAAAGAACUAUUGGAACUCCCACUUAAGCAGAAAGCUUUACAGCUUCACCAAAUCCACAAAUGAAUCUCUUUCUACAGUUAUCAACAUGGCUGCUACACGCAAGAGAAGAGAUGGAAGAAGUCGAAUUAGAAGAUUAGCCACGAAGAAGCACAAGAACACAGCCUCAAAUAUUGUUGGAAUGUCGCUGCUACAAAGUGGUACCACAGCCACAGAUGAUGAGGUGCUUGAUCCAACAGCCCAAGAAAAAGCGCGUGUAACUGGUUGUACCUUUGUAAGACAAGCUGGAAAGAACCCAAUGAUGGGUCUUGUUGAGUCUGGGGCCCCAGAGCAGCAGGGAGAGGCUAAAAGAGGCCCUGGAGUUCAUGGUUCUUGUAUGGACACAACAGUGAUCAUAUUGGGCCAAGCUGGCCCUAAUAUUCAAAACAGUGAAGCUGUGUUAUGUCCCAGCCAGAAGAGAGAAACUGAGGGCUUGGGGCCAUAUGAAUGGUUUGAUGGUGAAAUAAUGCAACCUGGUUAUGUUCUUGAAAGUGGGGUUGUAAAUACAGAUGGGACUGUGGCUCAUAAGGAGCAAAGAGAAAAUGGGGUCUUGGGCAUCAAUAGUGAGGAGGAGAAAGUAAAUAAUAGGGCCCUUAAAACAGAGAAAGAGACCACAAGUGAGGGGAAAGAGAGUAGUGUCAUAAGCUCAAAUGUUGUAGAUGGGGAAUGGAAUACUUGUUCUUCAUCAAUUAAUUCAAGCUUUGAUUAUGAGUGGCUUGAUUGGGACUGGGUAGGUGGUGCUGAAUGUCAUAAUCAAUAUGAAUUAUGGGAUGAAGGAGAAAAUAUGUUGGCUUGUUUAUGGGGAACUGGCAAGGGUGAAGAUUAAUACCGUCCAUAAGCCACAAAAAGUGUAAGAAAGAGAUUGUGUUUAGUCAUUGUUGUCGAAUAAUUAAUAAGUAUUCGGGAAUAAUAUUCCCUCCUCUCACAUCACUCUUAUGUAAUAGUGUUAUUAUGUGAGCGGAGAGAUUAUUAUUCUUGGAAUAAUUGAUUUUAUCUUACAAUUGCAUUUGUAGUCUGAGUGAAUGUACAAUCCAUUAAAGAUAUUUCAAAAUACUAGUAGGUUGAUGUAUGUAAUUGUGUCUAGCAGAACACUUAAAAGUGCUAGUAGGAUAAUGUCUGUAAUUGCGUCACGCAACACACUUUAUAGUUGCUCAGAUCAUUAGUGUGAAAUAAGAUUGUAAUCAGUAUAUCCUAAUACAUGUUACAAUAUUUG